AGUUCGCCUGUCAUAUGUGCACGAGUUCCGCUUCCACGUGUUUACUGCCGUUUCAGACCUCAGGUUCAUCUUCCGCUCCGCAAAGAGACCUAACAUUAUGAGUAGCAGGUUCGACUCUGACUCCUUAGCAAGACUCAAAACGCAGCUAUGCGGAUUGACCGCGCUGUUCAUAGAGAACAGCGAUCACUUCCCAGAUUUGAACACAUCUCGACGAUUCUCUUGGUCUCGCUCUGAUCUCCGUCAUGUUGGCAAAUAUCUCUGAAUUGCAGAAGCAUUAAAUCGAUUCUGGAUCUCGCGUAAUGGUCGUGCCGAAGACCGCGAGUUUUGUUGGUUCUACGAUGUCGACCACGACGCAUUCAGACCGACGAUCACCUCACCCCCAACACUUUCUUUCAUCCCCCACAAGCGGUCUGUCCAGGAUGAUAAAGUCCAGAACUUCUGGCUCUAUCCUUGAAUUCUCGUCUUUGCGUUAUACUGUCAAGCCCAAGAAGACGCAGAUCAAGGUCCUCGUGGACGACAUCUCUUUUUCCAUGCGGGGGGGAGAUAUGCUAGCUAUCAUGGGCCCAUCUGGUGCAGGCAAGUCUACUCUGCUCGACCUCUUAAGUGGAAGGAAGCGGUUCGAUGCAGGAGGCAAGGUCUCACUCAACGGUCGGACCGUCAAGCCCAAGGACAUGAAGGCAUUGUCUUCCUUUGUCGAGCAGGAGGACGCACUACUCGGAACUUUGACAGCCAGAGAGACGUUACGCUUCGCUUUGCAACUUUCUAACCCCACUGCCAAAGCCGCUUUCGUCGAAGAGCGCGUUAGUAGCGUAGUCGAGAUGCUUGGUCUAGAUGCCUGCGCAGACUUGCCUAUUGGUACACCAUACCGCAGGGGGCUCAGUGGAGGACAGAAGCGUCGGGUUAGUAUUGGAUGCAGUCUAAUCACUUAUCCUCGCAUUCUGUACUUGGACGAACCCACUUCCGGUCUCGAUUCCACGGCGGCGAAAGAGGUGGUAUCCUGCGUCGCAGCUCUUGCGCGCAAGGAAGGCAUCAUGGUUCUCGCCAGCAUUCAUCAACCUUCGUAUUCGACCCUCAACGAGUUUACGGACCUCGUCUUGCUCUCGCAAGGUCGCAUGUGUUACCAUGGCCCAGUCGAAAAAUUGGACGUCUUCCUCUCCGACUUUGGCGCGGAAGCUCUGCCAUUUGUACCACCCACAGACGUUGCCAUGCAACUGCUCAACACGGACUUCAGCCGGACGAAUGAGAUGGACCCUCAAGACGGGCCCGAUACCGUUCAGCGGUUUCAAAGCCAUUACUUGGAGUGGAAGUCGCGCUCGUUGGCCAGCGAGACUGCGUACGUCCCGGUCGGCUCGAACAACCCUAUCGAAACAGUCGAAGGAGGGCAGAUAGGUCGGGUUCCUAAGAUAUGGUACCAUACUACCAUCCUCUCCCGACGUAUGGCAAUGAAUUAUUCUCGCAAUCUACUGGCCUAUGGAAUCCGUGCCGCCAUGUAUGCCGGAAUGGGCGUGAUGCUCGCUACUAUAUGGAUCAGACUGGGCGAUGAAGCCAGCACUGUCAAUGAUCGACUCUCCGUGCACUUUUAUUCGGUGGCUUUCCUUGCGUUCAUGUCAGUAGCAGGUAUCCCCGGAUUCCUGGAAGAGCGCGCCAAUUUCGUAAAGGAAACGGCCAACGGCCUAUACGGUGCCCUGCCCUUCGUGUUGGCCAACUCGAUCGUGACCAUACCGUUCCUUUUCGCAUGUUCGACCUUGUUCGUCCUCAUCAUGUACUGGGGCAUCGGCCUAAAUGAUGACGCUUCGGCUGUAUUCCGAUAUAUUGGAUUCCUCUUCCUAUCGAUUUACGUAGCGGAAAGUCAAGUCCUGGUCGUCGCCGCCUUGUUGCCGAUCUUCGUAGCGGCAUUGGCGGUGUCCGCCUUUUUGAACGGCUUCUGGAUGAGCGUUGGAGGGUACUUCAUCCGGGCCAUCAAUCUUCCUCGCUUCUGGUACUACUCCUUCCACUGGAUGGACUACCAGAAGUACGCGUUUGAGCUGUUGGCGAACUCGGAUCUUAGAGGGUUGGGAUUCCGUUGCGACGGCACGGGAUGUCCUUAUCCUUCCUCAGUUGGCCCCGAUGAACUUCUCGGGCAAGACGUCUUGAACGCGCUCAAGAUCGGAGACAUCAAUUAUGGCGCGUGGGCGGGCAUUCUUAUAGCAAUCAUGGUGAUCUAUCGUAUUCUACUUUGGGCAGCUCUCAAGCUUGUUCACUAAGAGGUCUGUUCACCGCAUGCGGACCUAUAUCUGAGAGAGCUUGAUCGACCGUUAUACUUCCCUUACUCCUUCCCGCCCGAGGAUUUGAUUUGUGACUUCUAUGCCAUUUCAUAAUAAAGCUGCAAUGCUUGCCAUCGAUGAACUACAGGCACUCUCAUCCACCUCUCUCUGGGGUCACUGAUGUCCAUUGUCAGUAUCACUUGGCCUAGGCAUAUGAGAUAACUUGUUGUGU
Molecule: messenger RNA, 2475 nt
Organism: Filobasidium floriforme
Lineage: Eukaryota; Fungi; Basidiomycota; Tremellomycetes; Filobasidiales; Filobasidiaceae
Product: P-loop containing nucleoside triphosphate hydrolase protein
Exons: 19
Coding region: 300-2243 (647 amino acids)
Cellular component (GO): membrane
Molecular function (GO): ABC-type transporter activity; ATP hydrolysis activity; ATP binding
Source: RefSeq, a predicted model, not a curated record